Zingiber officinale is the source of this 1344-nucleotide messenger RNA. RefSeq lists its product as uncharacterized. The coding region runs from base 754 to 1089 and encodes 111 amino acids. The record is from RefSeq and is a predicted model, not a curated record. The transcript is spliced from 3 exons. NCBI's taxonomy places the organism in Eukaryota, Viridiplantae, Streptophyta, Magnoliopsida, Zingiberales, Zingiberaceae.
AUUUACAAUUAGACCCUCUAUCCGACCUGAUUAGUUUAAGUAAUAUUUUAUUUACUUCGGAUUUUAGGCAGAUCAAAUUUUGGUUAAAAAAAUUAAUCUGCAAAUGGAUUGACGAUCCAUCCUUAGCUUAAUUCUGUGUAUCUAAUAAACAACAAUGAAUAAUCAUCAUCUACACUGAGAGAUGGACCACUGAGUGGGGACGAGAACGUUGAAUGCUGAUGGAUACUGACUGUUCACUCCAUUCAUUGUGGCAACGAUAAGUGAGGUGAUCAUGAUGGCUUUCAAGAUGUUCAGUGGAUUAUCUUGACUCCAGAAACAUACAUGAGCUUUAUUUUUAAUCUUUGGGACAAAUCAUAGCCGUGGCAGACCUAACACGGUCCACCAAAAGACACACAAAAGAUAAUGUUCAAAGUAAAUCAUUCUUAAAUCAGUCGUGGAGUUGACCAUCUCUCUUUAAUGACUUGAUUAGAACCAGAAGAGAAAAGUGAUAUUCAGAGAUUGCAAGUUGAAUAUGCAUAGCAAUAACUUAUACUAUAUAUAUAGAUAGAUAUAGAUAUCGAUAUAGAUAUAGAUAUAGAUAGAUAAUGCUAUAGUGGGAGUAGCUGGAAAGGAAAGAGAUAUCUAUGUUAGGUAGGUAGCAUAAAGAAGGUGCCUCAAAACUUUCUUCCUAAUUCCUUUGCUAGAUGAAUGCCCCAUGAAAGCACCCAAAAGCUAUGAUAAGUUCAUCAGUGGCACUGCAUAAAAGGAGUCCUCAUGACUCUGCUAAUAAAGCACUUAGUGUGCUUAAUUAAAAAGACAUGGAGAGGCUCUCCUGCCUUCAGUGGUUACUGGUCUCGUUGGCCUUCUCUCAACUCAUUACUUCAUGCUGCCUUGCAAUUCCAACAAGAAGUGAUCAUCUGCUACACCAUCAUUGGGAGUCGAAGUUUGUUCAAAUUGGAUAAAGAAGUGUUGGUUCCUAAUGAUACUGUUCAGAUUAUGAAUGGAGAUGAAGUUUUCCAAGAAGGCAAAAGUGAAAGGAUGGAUUUUGAGAUUAAUGAUUAUCCAGGAUCAGGUGCCAAUGAUCACCAUACUCCCAAACCACCAGAGUAGAAACUAUUCUCAGUUCAAUUAAGAGUUAAAAUGCUGGUAUAGAAACUAUAGGAGCUUGAUGGCAAGAGCUGUCCUUGAAGGACAAAAAUGUGAAGGAUAUUGGAGCAUGACUAGUCUUAGUAGUCUUCCAAUUGAUGUAGCAUGACUAGGCUUUUUGACCUUAUAAGUGUAAUUAAACUUUGGGUCUUCUUCACCAUGUAGGUUUAAAUGAAUGAAAGCUAUGCAAUUCUGCUCUCAGAGCAUUUUUCUUCUUCA